Toxoplasma gondii ME49 is the source of this 3049-nucleotide messenger RNA. RefSeq names its product WD domain, G-beta repeat-containing protein. The record is from RefSeq and is a predicted model, not a curated record. NCBI's taxonomy places the organism in Eukaryota, Apicomplexa, Conoidasida, Eucoccidiorida, Sarcocystidae. Gene Ontology annotation, molecular function: protein binding. The transcript is spliced from 4 exons. The coding region runs from base 445 to 2076 and encodes 543 amino acids.
AAAGGCGCUCUUUUGGUUCUCUUCUCCUCCCGUUUUGCCGUCCUAAUUCCUUCUCCUUUUUCCGUUUGCGGUUCUUCUUUCCGUAUCGUCCAGCGCGCGAAGCCGAGUCUCCGCAAGAAAAAGGUCGCUGGCACUUCUUUCUUCCUCUCUUGCCUUGCUUCUCUUCCGCCUUUUCGUUUUCUGGAUAUCGAAGCAUCGUCUUUUCCCCUUUCUUUCCUCCGCGUCUUCACCGACAGUGGCCGCAUGCAAGAAGGAGAACUUUGAGGUCUUUUGGAGCGUUGCCCGUCACUGUGAAACGCGUUUUUUCGCUGAGCAUCCAGACAAGAGAAUCCCCCGACGCGGCAGUGCCCAGAUGACACCUCUCCGCCGUUCUAAACGCUCUGCUUUUUCCCCGACGUUUCUUCCUUUCCUUGGGCCUUCCAGGCCGCAACAGCGGCAGAGAGAAUGACAGCUCCUCUGUCUGUGCUCUCCUGCCCUCAGGGCACGGGGACUUCUUGUCCGGAAGACAGUUUACCGUUCACGCUUCAGUCUUCUUUCUCAGCUACGUCGUCUCCCUUUCUGCAGCACAUCGUUUGCAACAGCACAGCGUCUCGUCUGUGCGUAUCGUCUUCCGCGCGCUCCCUGCUUUUCUUCGAUCCGUUCACCUUCUCUCUGACUUCUGAAAUCCCUCUUGCACAUGAGUCACAAAUCACGAAUCUCUCCUUCUUCUCGACAUCUCCUCACCUUCUCGCCUCCUCCUCGCAAGACGGCACUGUCCGCCUGUGGGACUGCCGCGCGCCCUCGUCUGCUCUCUCUUCGUCGUCUGCUCUCUCUUUUUCUCCGGCCUGUGUGCGGAGUUUACGGGUCGCCCCUGCAGGGAGCACAGAGGCGGAAGUCUGGACGGUGUCUCUGAACAGCUCGGACACUCUGGUCGCGACCAGCGCGAAAAACGUUUGCUGGCUCUUCGACCUUCGAGGUGGACUGAACUCCUCUUCUCCGUCGUUCUCUUCUUCUUCGGGGGUCAGCGCAGAACCGUCGGUGCGUUCUGAAGCAACUCGAGGGAGACGGAAGAGGGGGAAAGACAGGAGAGCCGGAUUCGGACCGCAGAACGCUCUCGCGCGCGUCGAGGCGCACUCAGACACGGUCACCUCUCUUCUCUUCCACCCCACUGUUGAGCAUCUCCUCUUCUCUGGUGGAGAAGACCAGCUCGUCUGCGUCUACGACCUCACCAAGGGCAACUGGAACUCGCCUUCGUCUUCGGCGUCACUGUCUCCAUCACCGUCUUCUCCGUCGUCUUCUGCGCCUUGUGCUCUCUCGGCGGCUGAGGGUAUGCACGUGGAAAGCGACGACUUGCCCGACGAAGAAGAAGAUCGAACGAUGGUGGCAUGCUUCUCUCAUGGAAGGCCAGUGAAGCAGCUGUCUGUUCUAGGUCCCGAGGACGACUGUCUGUGCGUGACAAGUCCAAUGGAGGACGUCGCCCUGUGGCACCUCGCAGGCCUCUCGAGAAAGUUCGCUGGGCCGUGCAGAGAGCGAGAAGCAGAGAUGGAGACAGAUGCAGACUGCAUGCAGAGCGAGAAUGUGGGGUGGCACAUCGAGAAAAAAGCCGACUGGCUACAGCUGAGAAACCACCCUUCACUCGUAGUCGGCGACAGUGCCGGCUGCAUCAUCGACAGCUUCUACGAACAUGCCUCUGGCAGGCUGUUUCUCCUUGCAGGAAGCGUCGAGGGGAACUUGCUGCUCUUCCAUGCGAACCUCGACGGACUCAUCCCCGCGGCGCCGUUCGCUGUGCCGUCGACUGGCUGUGGACACGCUGGCCUCGUCAGAGAUGCAACGACGAUUCCGUCCUGCUCUGUGCCGCCCCACCUCUCCUUCCCUCCGGGCUCUCCCUUCACGUCGUUCCUCGUUGUGACUUGCGGCGAAGACGGACGACUGUGUGCGUGGAAGCAAGAGUUGGCAGAGGAAGACUCUCUCUUCGCGCCUGCCAAGCAGAAGCGCCUCCACAUCCGCAAUCAUCGCUGGCCGAAAGGAGCCGGGAGAGACGCGAGAAACGGAGACAACAACUUGCGCGCGAACCUGGGGCGCUGUGCGCCCUAUUGAACGAGCUCCGAGCGAAGGAAAGGGAGGGAAGAGAAAACAGGGGAGAGAGACAUGAGAGAGGAAACAGGAGAGGAAGGCGAGAGCAGAGAGAAACGAUAGGGGAGAGAAGAAAGAGAUGAAAGGGCACUGAGUGGUAAACAGACAGGAGAGAUAACAUAUUUUCAGUUUCGAAAUCCGUUCUGAUGCAACGGCGACAGCACAUGGGUGUGCGCAGUGUCCGUGUCGUGUAUCCAUCGCUUUUCGUUUUUUCGCAGGUUUUCUUCUACUUCUCGUUUGUGGCUUUCCAUCCCUUCGAUUUUCUUUUGUUUGAAGAACCCAGAUCACGUUCCUGUUUUCUGAAGACUCUUUUCUCCAGAAAAACAUCACUGGCAGUUCGACGCCUGAAACACGAAACUCUUUUAAUGGAUACGUGAAUCUAGAUCUCCCUAUAUAAACACAUAUGUGUAUAUAUAUGUAUAUAAAUAUGUGCAUAUAUGUAAGUGUACUUACUCGUACAUAUAUAUAUAUAUAUAUAUAUAUAUAUUCACAUAGGAAUGCGAAUAUGCAUUCAUAUAUCUAUAAUUCUUAAAUUCGUAUGUAUGUAUAUAUACAUGUGGAUACGCGUCUCCAGGACAUGCGACUGUUUUCGGUGUCGCGUCUUGUGUGUGCCGAAGCCUCGAUUUAUGUGGCUAAAAGUACAAACAACGAGGGAAGAUGCCGCAUGCAAAGUCCGAAAUUCGCUCCUUGCGGCUCCUUCUGCAGGCCGCGCAGACAGCCCCUGCUUCGCUUGUGCCGCGCAAAAGGAAACACCUAACAUGUGAGAUAGGAGAGAGGCGAGAGAAAGCGCGGAAAGAAGCGAGCAGCGAGAGACGAGAGCAGAUGCGGAGAGGAAGCUCUUUUCAGAGGCGCAAAAGAUGAGAAAAACGAGCAGGGGCGCGAGAGGUAUAUGAGAACAGCGUGGACGCCCUCUUAAGGAAGAGCUCUUUGAAGGGAC